CAAUCAGCUGAGCCCAGCGUGAGCAGCAUGGAGCCGCAUUCCUGCCAUCUGUCCUGUGCGUGCCUCUGGGAUCCUUCACGCUCGGUCCUGACUUCAUUAGCGGUCCUGUAUCUCCACAGCAUCCCGCUCAGCGCCGCAGCCACGCCGGCCAUCCUAGCAGGAAAAGUUUAAUGCUGGGAACUAAAUACGUCGUCUUUGUUUCCUGAUCGGAUGCUAUUUACAAGAGCAAUGAGGAAGAGGUUGGAUGGAGAUUAGCUCAAAGCUGUCUCUAAACAUUCAUACUCUGCGUAAAGGCUAAGAAGAGGACAUGAUUUGUGUGCAGACAGGACUGUAUAUAGGGGCUGCUUCAGACCUGAAAGACUGUCAGAGUUUGACAGCGGAUGGUAUAACUCACGUUCUCACGGUAGAUUCGGAAGCACCAAACCUUCCCGGGUGCUUUCAGAGCAAGUUUGUGUAUGCCCUAGACGAGUCCUGCACUGAUCUGCUCAGUUCUCUGGAUGACUGCGUUACGUUCAUCUCAGAAGCUUUUGCUAAUCCAUCUUCUGCAGUCCUAGUACACUGUCACGCAGGACAAAGUCGUAGUGCAGCAGUGGUGACUGCAUUCUUGAUGACGUCUAACAAAGUGAGCCUGAUGACUGCAUAUACUACACUCCAGAAAGUCAAGCCUGAUGUCAGAAUUAAUGAUGAGUUUCUGGACCAACUGGAAUUGUAUGAGAUGAUGGGGUGUGAAGUGGAUUUCAGUAGUCCAUUGUAUAAGCAAUACAGACUGAAGAAGCUCACAGAGAAAUAUCCAGAGCUUCAGAGUGUACCAAAGGAAGUGUUUGCUGCUGAUCCAACAACUAGUGGACAGACAAGGGACAAUGACAUCAUUUACAGAUGCAGGAAGUGUAGACGCACCUUAUUUCGGAAUUCUAGUAUUCUAAGUCACAACGCUGGAACUGGACCAACAGCCUUUGCUCAUAAAAAGAUAGGUAGUACAAUACAACAUGCUGGGAGUGCAGCUCAAAGGCAGUGUACGUCCCAUUUUAUUGAGCCAGUACAGUGGAUGGAACCGGCACUGCUUGGUGUUCUCGAUGGGCAGCUUCUGUGUCCAAAAUGCAGCUCAAAGCUGGGCUCUUUCAACUGGUACGGCGAGCAGUGUUCAUGUGGCCGAUGGGUGACCCCGGCCUUUCAGAUCCAUAAGAAUCGAGUGGAUGAAAUCAAGCCCCUACACGUGCCUGGACUCCUGUCUGGAAACAGCUAGCUUGGAUGUGGAAGACUCUUUCCCUGCGUCUUUCUCUCUUCGUUUAAACUAAAGUUUACACCGGGAAGAGAACAUUGUCAUACCUGUAAUUGAACUGGAAAGGUCACGUCUUCCCACAACAACAGGCUAAAACCUCAUCGAAGAAAAUUCUCCAAACUUGUGCUCUGGGUUAUCCAUGCAGUACACAAAGAGCUUUGGUUGAUGCAUUUUUUAUUUCAGCUAAUAUAUUCUAGACAUAAUAAAAUACGUGCCUUUGUAACAACGCCAUAGUUUAGUAGCUUUUUAAAAAAAAUACAUGGGUGCUUUUGGCAGAAGUAUAAAUAAAUAAUGCAAUUCACCUUCCAAUUAUAUAUCACAAUACAAAUAAAAUCUAGACGUUUCAAGCAC
This is a messenger RNA of Lepisosteus oculatus (spotted gar), 1630 nucleotides long. It is a transcript of the gene dusp12, whose product is annotated as dual specificity phosphatase 12. Gene Ontology annotation, cellular component: nucleus. Gene Ontology annotation, molecular function: protein tyrosine/serine/threonine phosphatase activity. The record is from RefSeq and is a predicted model, not a curated record. Gene Ontology annotation, biological process: protein dephosphorylation. NCBI's taxonomy places the organism in Eukaryota, Metazoa, Chordata, Actinopteri, Semionotiformes, Lepisosteidae.